Messenger RNA from Trichoderma aggressivum f. europaeum, 1329 nucleotides. RefSeq lists its product as uncharacterized. The record is from RefSeq and is a predicted model, not a curated record. NCBI's taxonomy places the organism in Eukaryota, Fungi, Ascomycota, Sordariomycetes, Hypocreales, Hypocreaceae. The transcript has a single exon. Bases 1 to 1329 code for a protein of 442 amino acids.
AUGUCUGGAAACGAGCCAAACCCGGUUGGCACCGAGCAACCAAGCACAUGGGAGGAGAAGGAGAUUCCUAGUGACUUUGCACAAGCAGACUUAGGUUACUUUGCGGAACGGCGCAGACGGCUAGCUAGAAGCUCAGCCCCAAAGAGUGAACAUGGCAGCCUGACGACAACUGCCACUGCUGAGCUAAAUAAGAAGCACGAAGAUGGCGAAUCGAUAGGGGCUACAGAUGUAAUUCCACCCAAUGCGGACGACCAUACCAACCCAGCAGUUUCUGGAAUCGCGGUUUUGGACGAGCAGUCUUGUGAAGGAGAGCAAGCGGAGAAAUCUGAAACCGAAUCUUUGAUGGGAGAGGAAAGCCCUACUUUGGAGGGCAACGAGAUGCCGCUUUCGGUUGUGGAUAACAAUGAGACUGAAUCCUCGUUUCCGCAAGACCUGGCACAGGAACUGGAACUGGCCGCUGCUAGCGAUGAAAGAGACGAGGAAGACGGAUACAACCCUACUACUAGAGAAAACAGCUUCCCAGUUAACCUAUCACAAUCAAGUCGGUUGAUAUCAAGCGAUGGUGCGAUGGACGCCGCAAUCGAAACAGGAAAUAACAUCGUUUCCUCUAUCGACAGAGAAUCGAAUCAGAACCCCGAGGCAAAUCUUGACGAGAUUCUUGCAGAACGCGAUUCCUUGAGAAAGAAGAUAGAGCCACAAGAUGAUACGAUGGAAGCAAUGCGUCGAGAAAAUGCUUUGCUAAAGGAACAUCUGGAGUCUUGCAGGAAGAUCAUAUCAGCACGAGAGGCAGAAAUCACAGCUCUCAAGAAAACAACAGUCAAGACAAUUCCAUCUGCUAAUGUUGGUACAAACACCGAGACGCCCGCUAGACAGUUUUGGCAACCAAACUCCCCGAGAAAAGAUGAUAAUGAGCAGGGACUUAUCUCGUCCAAGAAGCCUUCACCAUCGCCGCCAGUGUCUUUACUUGCGAUGCAAAAAGCUACAGCGGUCCGAUUUAUCCGACCUUUUCUCGUUAUGGCAAAGGAUUUAUAUUUCGACUUCGCUAAGGCAGUGAACGUGGGAUCAGUACCAAUUUCUUUAUCGGGGAUGGCAUAUUUCUUCCGAAACUGGGCACAAAUAGCAGUCACUUUUCUAGCAACUCCGUUUUGGGUGCUCAUGAGUUUUUCUGUUUAUGUGUCUAUGCAGCACGAGAGGAGUUUGUGGUUGCAGGCAAAUGCUCUGACUAGGAAACAGCUGUUGGGACAUGUAAGCGGGGCAGCAGGAGAAUGGAAUUGGGACAUCCUUUGCACCAUUGGGAGCGUGAUAUUGUGGUAUUAUGUACAUCUUUAA